UGGUUAAUUGAUAUUCUAAUAAGGCUUAACAAAUACCCUUUUAAUAGUCUCAGAUGUGUGCCUUUUUGUUUAAUAUAUAAAGCUUACUACCUUCAUUUGCAUCAUUUCUAUAUCUCCAUCUUUGUAACUUCUCUUCUCAUACAUACAAAAAAAUCUUACAAUGGAAGAUCAGUUUACAAGAAGGGACACUUUCAUGUGCAAGGAAUUUCCUGGUUAUAGUUUUCAUGAAGGAUCAAAAUAUUUUGAUGAUCAAGUCAUUUGGACAAGAACUAAUGACAUUAACAACGGCAGCAUGAAAUCAUCAAUCACGAGUUCUGAUUCGAGUUCAUCGGUGGAGGAGGCGGAGGCUUCAGGUACUAAUAAUUUGAUUGGUAAUAUUCCUGGAUUUAUUGAACAGGAUGUUACCAAACAAAAACAUGCAAAUUCUUUUCUUUCAGGAUUCAAUUCUAUCAAUAUGAAUCAAAGAUCUUCAAUUGAUCCUGUAAAUUUCUUGGAGUCUUUUCCAAAAAUAAGCCGAUCCCAAAUAUCUGAACCAUCUUCCCCAUCAAAAUUUCCAAAUUUAACUUUGUUUUUGCAAGAACCCAAUAAUUCAUUUGAUCCAGCAAAACAAACUACUCAUCACGAGGAUCAAAAGUUUGAGCCUAUGUUACUAUUUCCAAACGCUUCAUUUUCUUUACCCCAACUAGGGCAAAUCCAUACUCAGGAAAACCAAGAGUGGCUAAAAAUAAAUCAAACCCUAACAAAUUACUCUACCAAAGGGUUUAAUGAUUAUUGGCUUGGCACUACAAAGACGCAACCGAUGAAAUACACUGGCCGGAGAUUGCAGAAUCAGCAGCAAAAGCCUAGUUUAUCUUCGCCGGCCGGGAAGUUAUUUAGAGGAGUUAGACAAAGGCAUUGGGGCAAAUGGGUUGCAGAAAUUAGGUUACCAAGAAACAGAACUAGGGUUUGGUUAGGCACUUUUGAAACAGCAGAAGAAGCUGCUAUGGCUUAUGAUACAGCAGCUUAUAUGUUACGUGGAGAUUAUGCACAUUUGAAUUUUCCAGAUCUUAAGCAUCAACUACAGGCUAAUUCUUUAAAUGGGUCAACUAUAUCAGCUCUUCUUGAAGCAAAAUUACAAGCAAUAUCUCAAGGCAACAAUAAUAUUUCUGGUCAAAAGAAGCACAUUCUUGAUCCAUCACCGCCAACAACAUCAUCAAACAAGGAUUUUGGCGAAAACCCACCAAGAAAAUUAGAUGGUUGUGAUUAUGAAGUGAUUAGUGAAAACAAGAAAGCUCAUAAUCAUCAUCAAGAAGUUUUAGCAUCUGAUGUAGAUGCUGUUCAGUUAAGUAGAAUGCCUUCUUUGGAUAUGGAUAUGAUCUGGGAUGCUUUGUUAGUCUCUGAUUCGUGACAAUUGAAUCUUCAUUUUCACAUUUUCUCUGAAUUCAAUCAAAUCGAGUAUAAUUUCCAAAUUUCCUAGAGUUAAUCAUAGAUAUAAGUUCAUGUUUGGUACUUAUAUUUCUACCUUGAAUAGCAUAUACCAAUUCUUGUUUUUAUGUCCCUUUUGAUUAUUAGGAAACUGGUUUAUUUAUAAUUGAUUUACAAUUUAGGAUCUACAUCCAAAUUUAUCAAAUGAUUUGUACCAUACAUUUCUCUA
This is a messenger RNA of Jatropha curcas, 1633 nucleotides long. Its product is annotated as Integrase-type DNA-binding superfamily protein. Gene Ontology annotation, molecular function: DNA-binding transcription factor activity; DNA binding. Gene Ontology annotation, biological process: regulation of DNA-templated transcription. NCBI's taxonomy places the organism in Eukaryota, Viridiplantae, Streptophyta, Magnoliopsida, Malpighiales, Euphorbiaceae. The record is from RefSeq and is a predicted model, not a curated record.